AUGGACUACAGGCAACCGCUGCCACGCCCGCGAAUCGAGGGCAUCUACACGCAAGGCAUCAUCCGCUCCCUGAUUGAUGGGACGUCCGUACGAGACAUGGAUGCUUACGACAAAAUCAUUCUGACGCUCCAGCCCAACAAUUCGAGUAUGGGCCGCAAAUUGAGGAUCUACGCGAAGCACUAUCCCCAGGCCUGGGAUCCGAGUUGGCGUUCGGUGAACAAGGCCUCUGACGCCGACUACUUCGAAUGCGAUACGACGUCCGAAGAGCGUCGCGUCGUCGAGUACUACAAUCAGCAUCUCGACGAAUACGAAGAUAUCGCAACGUUGGCCGCUCAACGUCGACUGGCGGACGCGACGAAAUCGUUUGGAUCGUCAUUCCUGCUCCAUGGUGACUUCAAGGCGCAUCCGAGGACGAUUAGAAUUCUGCUGUCACGCGCUUUUCUCGCACUGGCCCGCGCUUGCAACGAGGGUCAGCUACGCUGCGAACAUCUGAUCGAGCUCUCCUUCUCGCAUUAUGCCGACAAUAUAAAAACCGCGCGCGUCAAGAUCAACACCAAUCGCCCGGCCACGCCGGAAAUGCUUGACGAGAUCGUCAAAGUGUUGAAGGAGCACAAAUUGCAAUUGCAUGUCAAGGUCAAAACGAGCGUAGCCACCUACAUCGCGCAUUCGCUGCGUGACCGCCAGCUGCCGCACAUUCGCUUCGAAUCGCCGGCCCAGGGAUUCACGCGAAACGUUGAAGAUUUGGAGGGCCUGCUGAAGCGCACCUCGUUUUUCCGC
Mesorhabditis spiculigera is the source of this 777-nucleotide messenger RNA. The record is from the annotation of a GenBank genome assembly. Lineage: Eukaryota; Metazoa; Nematoda; Chromadorea; Rhabditida; Rhabditidae.